Molecule: messenger RNA, 5996 nt
Organism: Haliotis rufescens (red abalone)
Lineage: Eukaryota; Metazoa; Mollusca; Gastropoda; Lepetellida; Haliotidae
Product: metal tolerance protein 9-like
Exons: 10
Coding region: 431-1765 (444 amino acids)
Biological process (GO): transmembrane transport; monoatomic cation transport
Cellular component (GO): membrane
Molecular function (GO): monoatomic cation transmembrane transporter activity
Source: RefSeq, a predicted model, not a curated record
UAAAACAUCUCACUCACUUAUAAAAGAUGACUUUAUCUUAAAAACAGGCCAUCAUCUGAGAAUUUUCAAUGUCUGUGUGGCACCACACCCCUUAAUUGUUAUAGCGUGAGUAAUAGGGAUAAACAUGACUCUCCCAAAACAUAUGAUGUCCGAAAACCUAUGAGCAGAUUAUUUUCCAAGGCCUGUUUGUAUGUUGUCUUCUGUAAAGAACUCCGCAGAAACCACAAGAACAAUAAAGUUGAAACUAUUCAUACAGCUACAUUUGUGGGAUCAAUACACACAGAUGGUCCAGUGUACACAAAAGAAAAUGGAUUACAUUCAUAAAGGAUAAAGGCAAUGCAAGAUGGCUUAUUCUACACAGCUGAAUCCUGCAGAGAUUAAUCCUCAAUCUUAAUCAGUGAAAUCCCAGUCCCAGCUCAACGAUACCAACAUGGACAAGAAGACUCGUUCCUUAGAGAAGCUGUCCAUGAGGGAAUCUCUAACACUGGAUACAGCAUCUACAUCACUUCUUCCCAAAUCUGCCAGUGAUGAAAGAGUGCUGAUGGGCGUGGCACCACGACAGCGCUCCCUGGUGAGGAGCAAUGAAUCUUCCCAGUUGUCCGUGCAUAGCAUGGUGUUGAUGACAGAGGUUGUUCCAGCCAAUGGAAACCUCAUCAGUGGUGAUGAUCAUUCCUGGAGAAUCCCAUUGUCAGCAUUUUCUGACAAGAAGGCUGUGAAUCAAGACCCGAACACACGACUAACACGGAGAAUGAGGUCGUAUUACAAGGCCCAGGAUGAGCUGAUCACAGCCUACGAGACACUGCAGCACGGUCAGCACAACUCUGAGGGACCAGAGUAUGGUCAGAAAGUGGCUUCCAUCAUGUCCAAAAUCUCAUUUGCUGCUAAUUUUGUGCUGCUCGUGGCCAAGAUUGUGGCGGCAGCUCUGUCCAGCUCAAUCUCAAUCAUCUCCAGUUUGGUGGACUCGGUGGUGGACCUGCUGUCGGGGAUCAUCAUCUGGUGGACGUCCAGCACCAUGAAGAAGAGGAAUCCGCACUUGUACCCAAGUGGUCGAACAAAGUUAGAACCUGUGGCGAUUGUGAUAUUAUCAGUUGUGAUGUCGCUAGCAUCACUGCAGCUGACCAUUGAGUCCAUACAGAAGAUCAUAUCUCUGGCCAAUCACGAUGGAGCUGUCCCCCAGUUUGAUGUUGUGACGAUAGUUAUUGCAGCAAGCACGGUCGUGAUAAAGUUGGCGCUGUUCCUCAUGUGCUACUUCUAUCGGCGUCACGGUAGUUCUGUGGCGAUUCUCAUGCAGGAUCAUCGGAACGACAUCGUCUCUAACACGGUCGCCAUCGUCUGUGGAUAUCUUGGAUCAGCCCAGUUUGUGGGGAUUGUACAGGACAAGAAUGUGGUGUUCAUCGACCCCAUCGGUGCCAUCAUCAUUGGCUUCUUCAUCUUCAUCAGCUGGUGGAGGACUGGAGCCGAGCAAAUCAAACUGCUAACUGGACACACGGCUAAGCCUGACUUUCUUAGCAAGCUAACCUGGAUAUCUCUGAACCAUCACAAAGAGAUCACUCACAUCGACACAGUGAGGGCGUUCCACUUCGGCAACAACUACCUGGUGGAAGUGGACAUCGUGUUGCCGGAGACGAUGUCCUUGGGGGAGGCGCACAACAUCGGGGAGUCGCUGCAGCAGCGCCUGGAGAACCUGGACCGGGUGGAGCGAGCCUUCGUACACCUCGACUACGAGACCACGCACAGACCCGAGGAAGAACAUAAGACUGUAUAGAACAGUUGGUGGUGCAGGAGUUGAUGAUGAGAGGAAGAAUGUGAAGUGGUGGAGUUGAUGGUUAGAGGAAGAACAUUGAGUUCGUGUAAAAGAUAUUUCACGUCUUUCCUCUGACUCAAAAUCCUCCAACAAUCCUAAAUUAUGAAUAAGAGAAAGAAAAUAGAGUUAAUUAUAAGUAAGAGUUAAUUAUCAGAAUCUUGGAUGGAAGAUGUAGAUUCCGGAAAUGGAGUAAGGUGUUCCGUGUAUUCAUGGCCUCAAGCACUUCUCCAAAAGGUCUUGUCAAACAGACUCCUUACAACAAAAUCAUGAUACACCCUACAAAGGCAAGGUAACGAAUCUCAAUGAACCUUUCUUUUCAACCCACCAGGUUACGGCAUUUACUUAUAGUUUGUAUCAUAGAGGACAUUGUUAUUACAAGGCAUUGGGGUUUGAAGUCAUGAUUAAGAUUAUUGAACUUAUAUUUGCGUGUGUGGCGACUUGUAAUGGUCCAGACAAAUGCUGAUUUUAUAGUGCUAGCCCACUGAGAUACCGUGCUGCAGUUUAACAUGACUACCCCACUCAGACACAGUAUACGGACAUCGCCUGCUUGUUUAUCCACUUAAAGCAUAGUGUCAGGCAGGGUAACAACAAGUACCAUAUUUCAACAUCUUUUGGUACGACCCAGACAGGGUUCUAAUCAUUGACCUGCGGCCCUCUUGUACUUUGUGUCUCCCGGACUUUGUUGUGUUGGCAGUCCCCCUGUUGUGUUGGCAGUCCCCCUGUUGUGUUGGUAGUCCCCCUGUUGUGUUGGCAGUCCCCCUGUUGUGUUGGUAGUCCCCCUGUUGUGUUGGCAGUCCCCCUGUUGUGUUGGUAGUCCCCCUGUUGUGUUGGCAGUCCCCCUGUUGUGUUGGCAGUCCCCUUGUUGUGUUGGCAGUCCCCCUGUUGUGUUGGCAGUCCCCCUGUUGUGUUGGCAGUCCCCUUGUUGUGUUGGCAGUCCCCCUGUUGUGUUGGCAGUCCCCCUGUUGUGUUGGCAGUCCCCUUGUUGUGUUGGCAGUCCCCUUGUUGUGUUGGCAGUCCCCCAGUGAACAUUCGAGUUAGAAUUGGUCUUCAGCAACCCAUGCUUGUCGUAAGAGGCGACUAACAGGAUCGGGUGGUCAGGCUCCCUGACUUGGACAAUGCAUGUCAUUGUAUCCCAAUUGCGUUGAACGAUGCUCAUGAUGUCAACCCUGGAUUGUCUUGUCCAGGCUCGAUCGUCUGCAAGCAUGGACUGCCUCUACAUCUUCUAACCUUGCAAUGUAUCUGCUUGGGCUUAAAUGAUACACUCUGUCACUACAUGAAGCAAUAUAUGAAUCAUCAAUGGAAAUAACUGAUGGCCAAAGCACACUAUGUACCUGAGUGUCAAAUUAUUCAGUAGCUGGGCAUAUAUCAUCCAUAUUGUGUUUUACAGUUCACUGACAUAUCUAUAAUGUGCUGUGUAUGUAUAUAUGUUUUAUUUUGUGUUGAUACUUCACUGUUUGAUUUAUCAUCUAUGUGGCGUUUUGGUGAGAGUGGAGUUGCCUCCCUUGUCUAUUAGUCUCACAAACUCCUUCCCAGCACGUGACACCUUCGUUACACUCUCGGUAACGUCGCUGCCACCAGUGUGGGCGCGGCCAUUACAAGAAUCUGAAAAUUUGCCCUCUAACCCCAAAUGUUGUAACGUUUAUACUUUUAUUUUUGUCUUUUGGAAUGCCAAUACAGUUAUUUUUGAAAAGGUUUACGACUGACCAUAUUUCCCAGAUGAAUUUAACUUUUUGUUUGUUUGAUCAGAUUGGUUCGAGACUGCAGACGGAAAAUCACCCAAAUUCCCCCUUACAUUCUUACUACACCAAUAACAUGAUAGUUGAAAUGAAAUAGGAAUUCAAAUAGUCGAAGAAAGGAAAUAAUUUAGUUAGGCCAAGAGUAUUCGGCGUCUUGGCUGUCAUCGCUUGUUUGUAAGCAUAAUGGUCCGUCUGUUGCGAGUUCAACUCCAAACAUGGCUGUGACCACAUAUGACAGUGGGGAGUUUUGACUGGUGGCAGCGAUAGUAUAGAGAGCUCCGCGAAUGAGCUAUCGCUGUGAGGAAUUUGUUAGUCUCACAGGGCAGGAAACGUUGACGCUGCCUUCAGCCUUGCUUUGAUGCGAGUCCUCUAACGUCCUUUGACAUAUGUGGACCUGUAAGCCACUUCCAGCUCAUAUCACUUUUACACAAAUCCAGUUUGGGCGGCAUCGACUCAGUGUCAAAUCUGUCUGCUCAAUAAGAUGUAAUGUAGAUAAUGGUGGCAGAUGAAACUUGAUGUGUGAUAAUGAUGUAUGAUAAUAAUGUGUGAUAAUGAUGUGUGAUAAUGAUGUGAGAUAAUGAUGUGUGAUAAUGAUGUGAUAUAAUGAUGUGAUAAUGAUGUGUGAUAAUGAUGAAAAGUACUCAAAAAGAAAUGUAACAGUGAUCAUAUAUACUGACAACUGAAAAGUAAUCAUAAUUUUGAUGAUACUGAGACUUAGAUAUUCAAAGAAACAGAGAUGGACUUUAAAAUUAAAAUUAAUAAUGAUGUGAUCAUAGUUACCAUGGUUACGUUUGUAUUUGACUUUUAAGCUAAAGCCAUUUCUGUGCAGGGUCUGCUUGUAUGCACUGAUAUGUGAAUGUAAAUGAAUCCAGAGACUCACGUUUGUUGUAGCAAAUGAAUACAACAAUUCUCUUUCAUUGUUGUUUCGUCCAACAGACCCAUAGAACAAAUGUACUAAUAUAAUGUACACAUAUAUAUUUUUGUUUUAUAUUUCCAUGGAUAUUUACACACCCAUAUUACAAGCAUAAUAUUGUUUUCUUAUCAUUUAUUAAACAAAUAGAUUUUGUCAAUCUCAUUUAAAUCAGAUCUAAGUCCUCGUUGCCGCUAAACAAAGAUCUGAGGACAUCCCAUUACGGGUCACGUCAGAACGACCUUUGAACCGACCACUGAAACGAUUAAAUAACAAGAAGUUGACAUCAGCCAAUUAGAAAGCAGCUUUCUCGAGCUUUACGGUACUCGUUUCAACCUGACGACUUCCAUUUUGACUAUGCUUAAAAAAUAUGUUGACACAGUACUCUGAACAAACUGAAACUGAACAAACGAACAUUCCGGAAUGUCUAAAAUAUGGUGGCGAUUGUAUGGCAGUGCUUCCCACGUACUGUGCAACGUCUCCUCCGUUCAAAUUUGUAUCCCAAGGGAGCGAGAGAUAGAUGAUAAUUUUGACGGAAUCAGUCGUACAGGCCGUAACUGUCGUUCGGAAUACCCCAUUUUAACGUUUUCGAGAUUGCAUGAUUCGAAAACACAUUCCGACUGUCACUUUCAUGACCUGGUAAGCGACACUUUGAUUGGUCGGACGUAAGGUUGUUCUGACGACAGCGAGAACUAAGAUCUGAUUUUAAUGAGAUUGAGAUUUUGUUUACAAAGGUACUGCUUUCAUGUUGGAAUGUUGAUGUUUACUGAUAUUAUUUUAAUAUGUCCCUGUUUUGUUUCUACUUGGUGUGGUUAUUGCUACUCCUGAUGAAUGGAAACAACUGUAUUAUUCCAAAAUGACCACCUAAAUAGAUAUUUUUUAUUCUGUUGCAGUGGGUCUUCCGUUAUAUAUUUUUUAUUAUCAUGUAUGUUACUAAUUAAGAUAUGGUUGCUUUCAAUCAUUCUGGGUAUUUUGUUUUUUUGUUUUGUACUUUGGAUCUGAAGAAAUCACUGAGGAUUGGGAUCUACAAACCUGAUUUGCAAUGUGAAUGUAGCACACAAGUCUGAUGCAUCAAUAGCUGAUUGAUUGAUGAUUGAUGAGUAAAAUGUGUUAUGGGUGUUUGGGCAACUAGGCCCAUUUACACCUUGCCCAUAAAAAAGGUUUGCUAAGUACCUAGAUAUUUUAUAAAGUAUCAAAACUGCCACACGCUUUAAUUUAAGCGAGAAUGACAUUCUGAACAUCAUGAUGAACAAUAUUCCUAGAACAUAGCUGUAAACACUGGUGGAGUUACCUCCCUUGUAUCACUGAUGAAGUUACCUCCCUUCUAUCACUCAUCAGUUUGUGGUUAGAAUUUUGGCUGGUUGUACAUUCAUUUUUCAUGUAAAAAAUUAAUCACUUUCCCGUUUUCUGCACUAUUUCCUUUCAUGUAAGUCAGGAUUUAUUGAUGUUUCAGGCACAGUGUACAGCCUCCAAGCUGACCAGUCCUUGUUUUAUCCCAUUUAUGCCUAUGUGUCCAACCACGGGAGUCCGUAUCUAAAAAUAGACA